GAUUAGGAAGCUUAAAGACAAUGACCAUUUUCAAACCAUUUUCAAACAAGUUACCUUUUGCAAUAACCAUCAUUUUGUCGCGUCCUGGCACUACAAUUCCUCUUCAUUCACCGUAUGGCCUUCUGUCUCUCUGAUAGUGCCGAACCCGCAUUCCGCUUUCUUGUUGUCUCCGGAGAAAAGCUCUGAUGGAAGAAUUUCCGUAGCAUCCCCAAUUCGUUCGAGGGAAAAAGGAAGCUUUUUAUUAUUAUUAUUAUUAAAUUCAACUUCUUUAGAGUAAGUUGCAGAUAAUUUCAAUACACGAAUUCAAAUUUAUGGUUUUUUUUUUUUUUUUUCUGUGUGUGUAUGAACCCUGUUUUUGAUAUUCAAAUGGGAAAAGGGUGCAUUGUUUAAGAAUACCCAGAUAGUUUUAUGUUGAAAAAUGAUUGGGAUCUUUUUGGUUUUGGGUUUUCAUGGUAGAAAUUAGAAUCCUUUUGUGGGUUUAUUUUGUUGUUUCCAAUGUGAAAAGGGUGCACUGUAUAUAUGAUAUUAGCAUUCUAUGGAUCUUUAAUAUGGUUUGAGCAAGGGAUUGAUUUCUUGAUUUGGAUGGUAUGGUUGGGUGUGCGGGAGUGGCAGGAUUGCUAUUUUCAAAAUCUGAGCCUGAUGACUUGGAGGCCUUCUAUCCUGUCAGACCUGAAUGCCUGCCGGACAUCCCAAAGACCCGCUUUAAGCCUAGGGCAGGGAAAACUCUCAGUGCUAGGAGAUGGCAUGCUGCAUUCUCAGAAGAUGGUCAUCUGGAUAUAGCAAAAGUGCUUAGACGGAUCCAACGAGGGGGUAUUCACCCUUCAAUUAAAGGGUUAGUCUGGGAGUUCUUGUUAGGCUGCUUUGACCCAAACAGUACCUUUGAAGAACGGAAUCAGCUUAGGCAAAGUAGAAGGGAGCGAUAUGGUAUGUGGAAAACUGAAUGUCAGAAUAUGGUUCCUGUUAUUGGUAGCGGAAAGGUCAUUACAUCAGCUGUCAUUACUGAUGAUGGUCAACCAAUAGAAGAUGACAAACAAGGUGAUAGCUGGCAUGUAACAAGUGCUGUCUCAGACAAGAAAGUGGCAACUUGGAUGCUUUCCUUGCACCAAAUCGGUCUAGAUGUUGUUCGCACAGAUCGAGCACUUACCUUUUAUGAGAAUGGAGCUAAUCAGGCAAAACUUUGGGAUAUUCUUGCUAUUUAUUCGUGGGUGGACAGCGAUAUUGGUUAUGUUCAGGGAAUGAAUGAUAUCUGCUCUCCAAUGGUAAUUCUUCUAGAAAAUGAAGCAGAUGCAUAUUGGUGUUUUGAACAUGCAAUGCGGAGAAUGAGAGAAAAUUUUAGGUGCAGUUCAAGUUCAAUAGGGGUGCAAACUCAGCUUAAUGUUCUCUCACAAGUAAUUAAAACUGUUGAUCCUAAGCUUCACCGACAUCUCGAGGAUCUAGAUGGUGGGGAGUAUUUGUUUGCAUUUCGUAUGCUGAUGGUACUUUUCCGGCGAGAGUUUUCCUUUGUUGAUUCUUUGUAUCUAUGGGAGCUUAUAUGGGCCAUGGAGUACAACCCUAAUAUCUUUUCAACAUAUGAGGAGCCUAGUUCAAGUUUAGAAAGCAGCUCUGCACCUAAAAUGAACGACAAGCAGCUGAAACAGUACGGAAAAUUUGAAAGAACAAAUGUGAAGGCCAGAAAUACAUCUAAUCACCAGGGUGCUGCCCUAGCCAUUUUUCUUGCUGCUGGUGUUCUUGAGACCAAGAAUAAGAAACUUAUGAAGGAGGCCAAGGGUCUUGAUGAUGUUGUAAAGAUAUUGGGUGACAUUACCGGAAAUUUAGAUGCUAAAAAGGCAUGCGAGGAGGCAUUGAAGCUUCAAAAGAAGUACCUGAAUAAGACGAAGAAGCCAUAACUGAAGAUAACUAAAGAUCUAUAUGUUUGCUGGGUUUCUGCAUUGAAAGAUUUGUUGUCAUUAGCAACAGAUGCAAAUUGCCAAGGUUUUGAGCUCGAAUUAUUUUUGCUGGAUUUUUUUUUUAUGUAAAAUAAUUCUCUUCAGCAUCAUGUACAUGUCCUUAUUAAGACCAUUCUUGAAAAUCAGAAUCAUUUUUGUAUGUUAUAAGAUUUUGAAAUGAAAGUACUUUCAGCUA
Messenger RNA from Rubroshorea leprosula, 2121 nucleotides. The record is from the annotation of a GenBank genome assembly. Lineage: Eukaryota; Viridiplantae; Streptophyta; Magnoliopsida; Malvales; Dipterocarpaceae.